Molecule: messenger RNA, 1070 nt
Organism: Notodromas monacha
Lineage: Eukaryota; Metazoa; Arthropoda; Ostracoda; Podocopida; Cyprididae
Source: the annotation of a GenBank genome assembly
AUUUUUUCAGGCCUGUGGAAUCCUGCGAAAUGAUUCUUCGUAAUAUUCUUCCGAUAUUUCCGCGUUUUGCUGGGGCUAUUUUCUCCAAGAGAAACAUCAGGACCAGCGCAGUGUUCAAGGCGUCGACAGUCUUGGUGGAAAAACUUGGUGAUGUCGUUUGCAUUGGCAUCAAUCGACCCGAGAAGAGGAAUUGUGUGGAUGUGAGCACAGGAAAGCUUUUGAGAGAAGCUUUUGAAGAAUUCGAUGAAGACCCGGAAUCUCUGGUCGCAGUGCUUCACGGUGUAGGAGGCAACUUCUGCGCCGGCUUCGAUCUUGAAGAGCUAUCCAAAUCCCUCGGAAAUAAUUCUGUCACACUGGACGACCUACUCGAUGGUCCUCAUGGAUUAAUGGGUCCGACAAGGAUGAAGAUAAAGAAACCUGUGAUCGCUGCCGUGAAUGGAUAUGCCGUAGCUGGUGGUUUAGAACUCGCACUGAUGUGCGAUUUGAGAGUAAUGGAGGAAAACGCGAUAGUGGGAGUUUUCUGUCGACGAUUUGGUGUACCGUUGAUCGACGGAGGAACUGUUCGGCUGCCGGCGAUUGUCGGUUUAGGGCGAGCCAUGGAUUUGAUAUUAACUGGACGGGCAGUUGGUUGCAAAGAGGCUUUGGAGAUGGGACUGAUUAAUCGGGCCGUUGCUGUUGGAACAGGCCUUGGUCAAGCUGUCAAUCUUGCUCGAGCGUUGACCAAGUUCCCCAUGGAAUGCAUGAAAGCAGAUAAGAUGAAUGCGUAUUGCUCAAUUCUUGGAAACGAAGAUGGAAUGAAGGAGAAAUUGGACGCUGAACUUUCCCGUGCUCGAUACGUCAUUCGUGAGGAAAGUGUGAAGGGUGCGACAAAAUUCGUAGAAGAAAAGGUUGGACGACACGGGAAAUUCUCCUUGGAUACCAAAGAAGCCAUUGCGCAGAGAAGAACUCGUCUAGGGGAUCUCAAUUUGGAACGACAUGAUUAGGUUCACGGCGCUUCCCUUGCAAAAAAAAAUGACGAUGUGCCCAUGAUUUGCAAGGCUUCAUUAAAUGAGCGGAAUUUCUUUUCGUGA